Messenger RNA from Bursaphelenchus okinawaensis, 2729 nucleotides. The record is from the annotation of a GenBank genome assembly. Lineage: Eukaryota; Metazoa; Nematoda; Chromadorea; Rhabditida; Aphelenchoididae.
AUGUUCCUGAUAGCCAAGAUAGUGCGAGGUCGUCGCCUCCUUCACGAACUUGAACAAGCCGAGAAAGAAAAGGAAAAAGAAAGAGAAAGAGACCGACUAGAAGCCCAGAGAAAGUCGAUUCGAGAAGAUUCGACAGCAUCGACCGGUAGCAGCUCAAACUCAAAAAACGAAAAGAUUACCGGAUUCACACAUCACAGAAGGACUGGCACAAGCAAAGAGGAUUCAGAUGCCAAAAAGAAAAGUGUCAUGUUGGUGGAGAACAACGAGAACAAGGCGUCGACCAGUGGGGUAAGUGUUGGUGUAUUAGGUAUAGGUUUUAGAAUUUUACUAUCGUUACUGACAAGUUCGUAUUUUACAUUAUUUAUAAAUAUUUUUUGAUGAUUAAGUAGUCAAAAGACUAAUUUUUAAAAUUUAUUUCAAAAUUUCAGGAAAACGACAAAGAACCAAAACUGCGGAGGCGAAAGUAAGUCAAAGAGCAGUCUCUGAUAGUGCAUUGCACUAAACUACCUUUUGAAAAUCGCUAGAUAAGUAAAUAACUUACCGUUUUGACAGUAUAGUUUUAAAAACUUGAAACACGCCCAAAAAUUGACCAAUUUAACUGAUACGACAAUAAUAUGAUUGAAGCCCUGGUUUUUUUGUUUUUAAUACCUAUUGUACUAUCCCAAAACCUAAUAUUGUCUUAGUGGUAGGUAAAUGUAUUAGGUUGUUCAACUAAUUCUGUGCCUUAUUUCAAAGAUAAUUUUGCGGAGGGGAGGGGGGCAGAAUAAUUUGAACGAUCCGAUCUGGGGAAAAGAAUGUUUUUGUAGAUAUGAAUUUGUUCAAAUCUAAUAACUCUGUGACUUCUAACUCAAACAUUUGCUUUGAAGAAGGGACACAGAAUUAUUUGAACAACCAAGUGUUAGAGGCGGAUUAGUUUUCUAAAUGUGCUUCUAUAAAUGUUUAAACAUUCAAAUUGGUUUUAAAUUAUGGGAUGGAGAAACGGCUGUUUUAUUUUAUUUUGGCUAUGACGCUACUGCAUUUUUAAUAUAAUAUAGAUACAUUUAAAACCAAAAGUACUGUACAAUUGCAUAAAAAUUACAAAAAAAUUAAAAUAAAUUGGCUACCAUUCAUUGUUUUUACUUUGUUGCUUUCUCAGUUUGCACUCACUUACCUUACUGUACCUGUUAAAUUACUUUACCUCACAUUUUUACCGCUUUUUUCACUAUGUAUUGUUACCUGUAGUAGUCUUUGAAAAUGCUGUGGUGUUACCAUAAGUUAGUCGCUUGAUUUCACUGCUUUUUUAACAGAACCUGGGCAAGUGCAGAUGCUCAACGUGCUGUGCAAAGCCUUCGCAACUCGAGAAAGGAGCAGAAUUGGAAAAGAAGGAACAGUAUUGCACGAGCUAGCCAUUCAAUGAUGCUGGACACGGUGCUGCGGAAGGCUGGAUCUGCCGAUCUGUGAGUGUGCUGUGAUAUAUUUUUAGUUUAUAACGUUUUGAGUACUUAUGAGCUUGAAAAGAUAUAGGAAGGUAGUAAGGGUAGGGCGCUUAUAUAAAUGGCAGUUUUAAAACUUUUGCAUACUCUAAAAUUCUUUUUAGUACUGGGGGUACAUAUAGAAAAUACUAAAGUAAUUUGCAAAAAAUAAAAGAAAAGAUGUUAAAUAGUAUGUUAUGAAAUAGAGUUUACUAUAAUGGCUUAGUAUCAGAGAGUGAACUGUGUUUGCUUUGUGUAUGUCUGUGUAAUAUAGUGCAUGUUAUGGUAUUGUCUUUGUACUUCAAUAUUUUUUGGGUCGGUGUUAUGGAACAAUGUAUGCUGUGUUGUUAUUCUUCUGUAGUACGUAACAAGGCGUCGCUAUUGUUUUUAUUUUCUAAACCGGAGGGGAAAACUUCAAAAUUUUUUAAGAAAAGAAUGACUAUUUUGCUUCCUUCUACCCUACCACCCCUUACAAGCGAUGCCUAAACUACGUACACAAUGAUGUUUGUUAUAACCGUAGACUGAUGUUGUUGUGUCUACAACAUCUUAAUCAAACAUUGCACUUGUGCUAAUCCGUUUUCUAAUUAGUUUCACCUUUGUUUUCGCAGAUGGUAUCAGCACUCGUUCACACAUCUUGCACAUCAGAAGGCGCCACAUCGGCGUAUGAUUCACUCGUUCCCCGCCAGUGUGUCUACGGUAUCGCUACGCAAAGGCGUUUCCUUGGACGACGACUUCUACAACAGGACGGUGAAGGCGAACGGUGCAAAGAGGGGGUCGUACGAUACUAGAAUCAAGACUUCUGAAGGGUACGGUAGAGAAGUGGCUUACGGUAUUAGUAAGGGUGGAACUUACAGUAGUACUAAAGGAGGAGAGUACGGUACUACAAAAAGUUCCUUGUACGAUACUACUAAAAGGACAUCAUACUGUGCCACGAAGGCUCUACCAUACUGUACCAACACAGUAUCAUACACAAAACGUAAAUCCUACGAUACUUCAAAGUCAUUGUACGAUACCAAGCCUUCUCUCUACAGUAAUCCCAAACAUUCAUCUACCGAGAUGUUACCUAUGCUACAAAGAGCACGUCAACAGUCGAGUAGAUGGUCGUUGUCAAUGGAAGAAGCGUGGAUUAAACUCAGUAGACGCCUGACUUCACCGUGCACACUACCGUUAGCUAUGGAUCUGUCCAGCGUUUGUAUUAGUCGAUCGUUCAAGAAAAAUAAGCCUAAGAAGCGAGUGCGACGAGAGUAUUAUUUGAAGAAUGUCAUGUAUAACUCGUAA